Molecule: messenger RNA, 3345 nt
Organism: Betta splendens (Siamese fighting fish)
Lineage: Eukaryota; Metazoa; Chordata; Actinopteri; Anabantiformes; Osphronemidae
Gene: zfyve9b
Product: zinc finger, FYVE domain containing 9b
Exons: 16
Coding region: 96-2825 (909 amino acids)
Biological process (GO): endosomal transport; liver development
Cellular component (GO): early endosome membrane; endosome
Molecular function (GO): metal ion binding
Source: RefSeq, a predicted model, not a curated record
GGGAGGGAGGAGAGGCGGAAUCAUCCCAGCCUCCUGCGCGCGAGGCACUCCUGCUCGAAUCCGUCUUCAUGUGAACUUAGAUGUAACAGGAUAAAAUGUUGAAGUUCUUCUCGGCGCGGGAUGACGAGAACGAAAGCCUCCUGGGAGCAAUAACAGAAGAUGAAGGGGACAAUCCGUCCCUUCAGGACACCAAACACCACUGGCUGAACAGACCCUGUCUCCUGGUGCUCAAAGAUGGGGAUGUGGCCAAACCUGGACUGGGCUGUGGACCGAUCAGACCAGAAUCUCCUUCCAAAGCUGCCGCAGAUGCAGCAGACAGAAGCGCCUCCAGAGCGCGUGAGCAGAACCCAACCGAGCAACCUGCCAAGGCAGCGUCUCCCCCCCAGCUGGAGGAGGGCAGCUGCACUGUGACCACCAUCUCCUCCUCCAGCCCUCUGGUGCUGAGCCCCGCCGCGGCCGAGUGGCCCCAAGACAACGCCGACCAGAGGAAAGCCCGGCCCGUCCCGUCCAAGGAGGACUCUGUGAUCGAGGAGAAGGAGCUGGAGGACAGCGGGCUGGAGCCGCCCUGCAGCUCCGAGGCCACCGCCGCGCCCUGUGCUCCUGGACGCGAGGAGGCACACGGCAGGGGGCCGUUUACGAUGGGCAGAUCUACUGGAGCAGAGGAGACCAGCACCUGCAAAGUCCAGGCAGCCGGCGGAGGCGGAGACUGCGCCACUUCACCCGGAGACCCCGACAACGAGCGCCAGGACGGCCCCGCUGGCAUUCUGUCCAAGGACCGAGGCAGCGUCCUUGGGGAGGUGGCCCCCGUGUGGGUCCCCGAUGCCCAGGCUCAGGUUUGUAUGAAGUGUGGGGUGAAGUUCACGUUUACCAAGAGGAGGCACCACUGCCGCGCCUGUGGGAAGGUGUUCUGUGCCCUCUGCUCCAGUCUGAAGUUCAGACUUACACAUCUGGACGGCAAGGAGGGGCGAGUCUGUGUUUCCUGUCAUUCGACCCUCAUCAAAAGUACCCCCCCGAAGGGGAAAAGGAGGGUGUGGUUUGCCGAUGAAAUGAAGUCGGAGUCUGCUCCAACCACGCCCGUCCGGGGGCCGGCCUUCUCCCCGCUGAUGAGACGGGCGCUGGGCGCAGCGGUGGGGUCUCCCCAGCUCAGAGCCUGCAGGCCACACGGCACCAGCAUUAAUGAGGCCUGCGGCCCCUGUGGUUGGGGCACCAGCGCUUUGGUGAGCAGCUCCGUCAACCUCAUCCCCCUGGACGGCCUGCCGCCCAUCCUCACCUCCACGGGAGUCAAAGGAGAUUACACGGUGGAGGAGCAGCCCUCGGAGCUCCUGCUCAUCCAGGAGCUGGAGAGCAGCAGGCCCAAGCCCCUGGUGUUCGUCCUCAACGCCAACCUGCUGGCUAUGGUCAAGCUGGUCAACUACGUUAACAGGAAGUGUUGGUGCGUGACGACGAAGGGGAUGCAUGCGGUGGGGCAGGUGGAGGUGGUGGUGCUGCUGCAGUGUCUGCCCGAGGAGAAGACCUUCCCCAAAGACAUCUUCAGCCACUUCAUCCAGCUGUACCGAGACACGCUGACAGGGAAGGUGGUGAAGCACCUGUCGCUGUCCCUGUUCGGCAGCCGCUGCCUCGGCAGCGAGGACCACGCCGGCUUCCUGUAUGUCCGCUCCACGUUCCAGUCGCUCCAGGGGCUCCCGGUGCCCAACCAGCCCUUCGUCUUCGGCCUGCUGGUCCACAGGGCGGAGGUGGCCUGGGCCAAGGCCUUCCCGCUGCGCCUCGUGCUGCGGCUGGGCGCCGAGUACAGAUUUUACCCUUGUCCACUGUACAGCGUGCGCUUUAGGAAGCCUUUAUUUGGGGAAAUAGGUCACACGAUAAUGAGACUGUUAGUGGACUUUAGGAACUACCGUUACAGCCUUCCAAUGGUGCCGGGACUCACUGUGGAUCUAGAGGCUCAGAGGACCUGCAUAAAGAUACCGACCACUGGAUAUAAUGAGCUCAUGAAAGCUCUGAAUAAGUCCAACGAGCACGUUCUGGCCAUCGGCGCGGGCUUCAAUGAGACCGCAGACUCCCACCUCAUCUGCGUGCAGGGAGACGACGGCCAGUACCAGACGCAGGCCAUCAGCAUUCACAACCAGCCACGCAAAGUCACUGGGUCGUGCUUUUUCAUCUUCAGUAGUGCUCUGAAAGCGUCUGCAGGAUACAUGGCCAAGUCCAGCAUCGUAGAAGACGGCCUGAUGGUGCAGAUCACUGUGGAAACCAUGGCGGAGCUGCGUCGCUCGCUGCGGGACAAGAAGGACUACACGGUCGCCUGCGGCCGCUUUGACCAGUCAGACGGCCAGGAGCUCGUGUGUGUACAGUGGGUGGAGGAGAAAUGCACUGUGAACAAGGGCGUUAUUAGUCCCAUUGAUGGGAAAUCUAUGGAGUCUAUCAGCAGCAUAAAGAUGUUCCAGAAGUCAGAAUACAAAGAAAAUGGGAAGAUCAUCCGCUGGACAGAAGUCUUCUUCUUGCAGAGGGGCGAUCACCCCAGAGGAGGCGCCAGCGACUCUGCCGAGCACAAUCGGCUCACAGAGCGAAUCGCCCGAGCCUUCUGCCUGGCGCUGUGUCCACACCUGAAGCUGCUCAAAGAGGACGGCAUGGCCAAACUGGGGCUGAGAGUCACUUUUGACUCUCAUGAGGUGGGAUUUGUGGCUGGCAGCAAUGGGCAGCCCCUCCCAGCUCAGUACCUCAACGCCCUAGACAGCGUGCUAAUUCCCGUCAUCCACAGCAGGGGGCGCAAGAGAGGCGAAGAGCCCAUCGUCAUGGAGCUCAUCUUUUACAUCCUGGAGAACAUCACUUAAUGCACCGGCCUGCGCCGUUUCAUCUUCGUAACACUGACCACAACCUGGUCCACAGAGCUUCUCAUCAGGGCUGCCAUCGUUUUUCCAGGGCAAUAAAAACAUUCAGUUGGGCGAACCAGACCACAUGUAAGGUCUGCAUCCAUUCAUCCACUCACAAGAAGAGGGAGGUGGUUGGAGUCUUUAGUGGUUUUCUGAUCCCACCCUGCUCUGCUGCAGACAAUCUGGGUUAGCAUGACACGUCUGGCGGAACAUCAGAUCAGGGUGCAGUACUUGCACUUUAGUAGCAACUUCACAGCUUGAGAUCAAUCACAUCAUACUGUACCAUCAAUACCUUUAAGUGGGCGUUGGAUUCAGCCCCACAACUUACAAAGAGGAUGACUUGAAGUACUGCAACAAUUUGAUGCACAGCGAAUGAAUGCCUGAAGAAUGUUUUCAUACUGGAUGUGUUUAAUUGACUGCUCAUGAAUUGCAUUAUCAGCCUGGAAUUAAAUUUGCAACAAUGGCCGAAGUACAAACUGGA